UUCCGCGGAUGCCAUAAGCAAUCCAUUGUGGAAAUACAGCAGCACGGCAGCAUGCUGUUCAUGUUUAAAGACAAAAACGUGCAAAAACAGCCAUGUGAGCCCGAGUGCUGUUAUAGAAAUGUCUCGAGGGCGGAUGAAGGGCAUUCGGACGACAACUAUCAAUUCGGCACAAAGCUCGUUUGCUUCGAAGGGGAGCACAUGCUCAGAGUAAAGGAAGAGUUCAUUCAUAUCAGAUGUUUUUGUACCCACAAUAAUGCUACUGUUCAUGAAGAUUUUCGUGCAUUCAUCAUCCCAAAAAAAGUGUCAGGGAGUUCAAUACCUUCCAACAAAACCAGACAAAACGAAAAUGAUGAGGUGCUCAACGUCUAUCUCAUCGGCCUUGACUCCGUUUCAAGGCUUAACUUUCGACGUUUCUUGCCCAACAUUGAAAAGCUUUUGAUCGACAAAUUUCACGGAAUUCCGAUGAUGGGUCUUAACAAAAUAGGCGUCAACACUUUCCCAAACAUGCUGGCCUUCCUUAGUGGCCUACAGAUGGAUCAGUUGAACCAAUCCCUGAGAAAAGAGCCAUUCGAUGACCUUCCAUUCAUUUGGAAAGAAUUCUCCCGAUUGGGCUACAUCACCAUGUUCAAUGAAGACACCCCUGAGAUCGCAACAUUCAACUACAAGAAGCAAGGCUUCUACAGAACCCCCACAGACUAUUACUUGAGACCUCUCUACCAAGCCAUCGAACAUUCUUCGUACGUGAAAAGCCGGAAAACUUUAUGCAUCAACAAAAGACCGCAAAUCGAUUUCCAACUGCAGUUGCUACAAGACUUCAUGAACGAGGCCACCACUCCUCAGUUUGCGCUGUUAUUCAGCAGUGCUCUCAGUCACGAAGGACCGCUGACCUAUGUCAAGGACAUGCAGGACCGCCUCCACCAGUUUCUGAUUUGGUACAAGGACACAGAACGAUACAACUCGUCCAUCAUGCUCUUCUUCAGCGACCAUGGCAUGCGCUUCGGACCGGUGAUGCGCACCGAGCUGGGCGGCUACGAGUCACGCAUGCCGUUCUUCUACGUGCUGCUGCCGCCGUGGUACGCGGUGCGGUACCCGCAGCGCGUGCGGCACCUGCGCGCCAACGCCCGCCGUCUGACCACCUUCUUCGACGCGCACGCGACGCUGCGCCACCUGCUGCUGGAGGCGGUGCGUUCUCAGUGCGCCCAGCUCAGCCUGCUGAGCGUCACCAGCGCCUUCCACCGGCUGUCGCAGCCGCAGGGCGUCGUCAAGGACACGGCCUACCAGGUGCAGGCGUUCGAGGAGUACGUGGUGCAGUUUGUCACCACGCCCGGCCUGGGAGAGUUCGAGGCCACCGUGCGCAGCCGGGGCGGGUCUGCACCACCCGAGGAGUUGCUCUCGGUGGUGGACGUGUCCCGGCUGGACGUCUACCGCGGCCAGAGCGACUGCCUGAAGCAGCGCUUUGACGAGAUGAGAUUUUGCUAUUGUCAGAGCUUGGUGCAGUGAAAUGUGGUCCUUUGGUCUCAGACUGAGUGUCGAAGCGUAGUAAAGAUAGAGUAUUCACUCGUGAUGCAGCACGGACUGCCGCCUUUCCAUGUCUAUGCAGCUUUGUGCCAUCAUUGUUCGUUCACUCUCCCUCACUUCAUUGUUUGACGGCCAUCGCUAAUGAUACAUUUGUUUGAUCGAAGCAAGUUUUUUUCGCUACAUAUGUUAAGUGUACGUGCACUGAUGUACAAUGCCAUACUGCAAUUCAAAUACACUCAUGUAUUUAUGACCGUCCCUUUCGACACAAACAACCACGCCAACUCGCCGCUCGUAUCAUGUCAUGUAAACAUGUGUAUCAUGUAAAUAAUUUCAUGUAUUCAAAAAGAAAACGAAUGUGGCUUCCAAGCGACAAGCGGAGUG
Messenger RNA from Pollicipes pollicipes, 1899 nucleotides. RefSeq lists its product as uncharacterized. NCBI's taxonomy places the organism in Eukaryota, Metazoa, Arthropoda, Thecostraca, Pollicipedomorpha, Pollicipedidae. Bases 52 to 1500 code for a protein of 482 amino acids. The transcript is spliced from 2 exons. The record is from RefSeq and is a predicted model, not a curated record.